AGCGCUUCGAAUGCUACAUAUUUCCGUUAUAUGGGCUCGUGGCGGCAGUCUUAGUUCAGUUUUCCGCAAGAUUGGACAUAAUUUUCAAAGAAUUUUUAAUAUGAGUGAUACCGACGUUGUGAUUGUGUCAGCAGUGAGGACACCCAUAGGAUCACUUUGUGGAUCUUUGUCGUCAUUAAAAGCAUCAGAGUUAGGUACUAUUGUUAUUAAAGAGAGCCUUGCAAGAGCUUGUCUUGACCCUACAGAUGUUUCUGAAGUUAUAGUUGGACAGGUAUUAACUGCUGGUCAAGGACAAAAUCCAGCAAGACAGGCAGCAAUAAAUGCAGGCAUUCCUAUAGCUACUCCAUCAUAUGUAAUUAAUAUGCUAUGCGGUUCUGGUUUAAAAGCAGUUAUGAAUGGUUACAUAUCUAUAAAAGCUAAGGAAUGCCAAAUUGUUGUAGCUGUUGGUCAGGAAAGCAUGAGUCUUGCACCACAUGCCUUACACCUUAGAAAUGGUACAAAACUAGGAGACACUAGUUUUACGGAUACAUUAAUAUUUGAUGGCUUGACAGAUGCAUUCCAUGGAAUUCAUAUGGGUCUAACUGCUGAAAAUAUUUCUAAAGACUUUAAUAUAAGUAGAGAAGAACAAGAUGAAUUUGCAGCUAAAUCUCAGCAAAAAGUAGAAGCUGCAAUUAAUCAAGGCUAUUUUAAGAAAGAAAUUAUUCCUAUAACAGUGCCUACUAAAAAAGAUACUAUUAUUGUGGAUAAGGAUGAGUUUCCCAAGUUUGGGACAACAAUUCAAAAUCUUCAAAAAUUGAAACCAAUAUUUUUGAAAAAUAAUGGUACAGUGACUGCUGGUAAUGCAUCUGGAACAAAUGAUGGAGCAGCAGCAGUAGUUCUUAUGUCAGCAAAAACUGCUACUGAAAAAGGACUCUCUCCAAUGGCUAAAAUUGUGGCAAUGGCACAAGCUGGAGUAGAACCACGUAUUAUGGGCGCGAGUCCCAUUCCGACAGUGGAAUUAGUCUUGAAAAAAGCAGGAUGGACCAAAGAAGAAGUAGAUUUAUAUGAAUUGAAUGAAGCAUUUGCAGCACAAUCGGUAGCAUGUGUGAAGACACUUGGUUUAAAUCCUGAUAAAGUUAAUAUAAAUGGAGGAGCUAUUGCUUUAGGUCAUCCAAUUGGCGCAUCUGGUAAUAGAGUUUUAGUAACUUUACUUCAUUCCUUGGAAAGAACUGGUGGAAAGAAAGGUGUUGCAGCUUUAUGUAUUGGUGGUGGAAUGGGAAUUGCAAUUGCUGUUGAAAGAAAAUAACAAACACUUCAACUAAUUAAACUCAUUUAUACUAUGAAAAUUAAAUUUUGUUGGCAGUUGUGCACAUGUAACAGUAUGUGGUGCAUCAACCACACAUGCCUUUCAUUAUAUUUUCUAACUAAGGUAAAAAUAAUUUUGAAUCAAGAAUUUGUUGAAUUAUUAGACAUUUAUAUAUUAUUGUAACAAAGGUCAAUAAUUACUGUUAUGAAAUAUAUAUAAAGGUGUAGUUGUGUAUUAAUAAUAUAUGUGUAAUUAAAAUAUCUCUCUUAAAAUAAAUCUGUUUUAAUUUUA
Hylaeus anthracinus is the source of this 1576-nucleotide messenger RNA. It is a transcript of the gene Acat2, whose product is annotated as acetyl-CoA acetyltransferase, cytosolic. Gene Ontology annotation, biological process: fatty acid beta-oxidation. The transcript has 8 exons. The record is from RefSeq and is a predicted model, not a curated record. Bases 11 to 1285 code for a protein of 424 amino acids. Gene Ontology annotation, molecular function: acetyl-CoA C-acetyltransferase activity. Lineage: Eukaryota; Metazoa; Arthropoda; Insecta; Hymenoptera; Colletidae.